GCACAGAAGCAUUCACGUAAGUUAGGGCACGUAGGCUGGUUACGUUAGAAUGUUCCAAACAUGGAAACUGGUGUCACCAUCGCCGCAAACCUUGCCGGGAUUGCAUUGAAGCCUAUCAUUGAGGAGAUGAAGGACUGGUGGCCCGAACAUUGUCUGAAGGAAGGCGACCAACUGAUUUUUGAAGUCGAAGAGAUCGUACGGACCAGGGGCCAGUACAUCCCAGCAGCGGAAAGGAAGACCCUGCAAACGCUAAUCAAUGAGGCCCGUACAGCACAGCUGCAACUCCAACAUAAAAGUGGAAAGUCUCUUCUCUUGAGCCCCAUUCUGUACAUCCGGAAAGCUAGGGAAUUCAGGCAGACCAGCGAGUAUGCUCAUGCUACAGCUCGUAAAUCAGCUAUAGACUCAUCCUUGGCCUUUCAUUUGAAUGGUGGUAUGGCAGAACACAUACAGAUAACAUGUGGUACCGAAGCUCAUCAGACUUCGUCGGGUAAUUCGACAGUGAUGAUAUCUAAUACCAAUGUUCAAGAGUCAGGAGAAGCUAUAUUGACUGUAUCGAGUGACGUUCUUGACGGGAGAUCUGGCCCCGUGACUAUAAACAACAUGAAUACUGCCAAGAAUGGCUCCGCUGUUCUUGAACUCGAAUGUCCUGCUUCUGGCGGAGGUGUGUCAGGAAAGAUCAUUAUCAACAACUGCAACAGUGCAGAGGGUGGGUCUGCACGCGUGGUGGUGAAAGGUCAACCGAGACUCCUUCGACGUAUAGCAACGCUAUCAUUCCGGCGGAGGCAUGUUUCCGAUGAUACUACAAUCAGUGAUACCGUCUCAGAAACACCACAGCUGUGUCGAAAGGCCAGUAUGACGGAGAGCAUAAUCUCUGAUAGUGCCUCUUUCCAUACUGCAUGUGAAGGCAAUGUUGAUGCUGACUCCGACUCUGACGAAGCCACACUCAAUGGAGGCGAUGACGGUCCGCAAGACAUUACUGGAAAUGACCUUGCGGGAAUAGACCUCCACAUCUUCGAGAGCAACCCAGCUGAGUAAACCGGAGCUGUUGAUUUGGCAGAUUGGAUCUCCACCGUCGACAUAUGUAGUUACUGGUAUACCCACUAGUUCUAUUUAUAUUUGUUUUUGCCUAAAUAUUCUUGCAUUGUAGUCGCUAGUUGGCUGUCUAAUACUGAAGAUGUUCUUUCGUAUACAGUUCAUCUCUUACUGCUAUUGGGAAGAUCCUACAACCUUAUGCCUUCGUCCCCAACAGAGUGGACAUGCCAUCACCGCGACACUACUAGUGUCGCGUAGUAAUGCAAGCGAACGCUGACAUGCACGAGCUAUCAGAGAAAAAUCCACUACAUCCCUUGACCGACGUCAGCAGCCACGCGAUACUUUACGACAUCCAUUUGUUGAGCGCAUUCUUGAGAAUAAAGUCCAUGCAACACA
Messenger RNA from Somion occarium, 1428 nucleotides. The record is from the annotation of a GenBank genome assembly. Lineage: Eukaryota; Fungi; Basidiomycota; Agaricomycetes; Polyporales; Cerrenaceae.